AUACCUUCAGCAAAUGUUUUGGUUUUGAGAACAUGAACUGGAAACUUGAUCUAUGAAUCCUUUGCUGCCUUUGUAUGCAGUUCCUAAGUAUACUUAGUCAUGGACUGUCAGGGGGAUAAAGAUCACUAUUUAUAACAAUUAGAUUUUAGUGCGACUUUGUCAUUGUCAGUGUAUAAUUUCUUAUGCACGUUCACUGAGUUUGCAACCUUUUCCUUGCAUGACUAAUUAAUACUUGAUGAACAAAGUCUUUGCUCAGGAUUAUGUCUUUAUUAUUUGUAGUACAGUAAUAUCUAGAAACCAGGGUGAGUUGUGUUAGACAUUGUAUGAACAUGUAACAGAGGCAGUCCCUUCUCUUACAUCAGAAGGAUAAAGUACUAUGGGAGCCAAAAGAAACAAAUUAUUGGUCAGCCUGGAAAAAUUGCUCACAGCAAACCAGUUGUUUAACUUUUGCGUUUUUAGAGGCAUCAGAAUAGAAACAUUUCAAGGAAGGAUUUGAAGGAGAGAAGUAGCUUUGGGGGAAGUAGCUUACGCAUGAGUAAAUCUUUGUGCGCAUUGUGGGCUUCAUGAGAGAGAGCACGAGGGACUUGGAAAAUUUUAAAAAAUUGGCAAUCUUACUUUGCUUCGUGUCACAUCUUGAUGCUAUGUAAGGCGAUAUGACAGAAAUAAACAGUAAAGAAAUUUGACAGUGAAGAAAGGUAGCUCAUGGUGAAGAAGGUGGAGCCAAAAGUGGAUGGAUGCAUAGGGAAGGCUGAUGUAGUAAGAGCAACAGCAUAGAAAAGUCAUCUUCUCCAUAGCCUUUUUGAAUAAACAAAUAUAGGCAGAGGUAAAAUUUUGCAAGACUGCAAGAGAGAGGACACAAAAUGACAGACACCUCAACUAGGGAAUUUAACUUUGUGCUUGGCUAGCAAAGUCUAGAUCGUCCAAAUGCUAUGUAGAAUGAAGCAGUCUGCUUGAGUAACAGGAAGGAUGCGUCUACAGUGAGAUUGAGAAACGCAUAAUAUGAAAAAUUCAAGAGCUCAGUUUUGGCUAUGUUGAGUUCAAACAGAUGGCUGUACUUUCAGGAGAGAAUUUAGGCUCAGAUUUUGGUUUCAAGAAUGAGAGGUCAAUAGUGGGGAGAGAUUUGUGAGGUGAUAUGUACAGAAUACCUGACUUUUUUUUUUUUUUUCUCUUUUGCAAAUGAGAUCAUCUAAGAAUUGGAGAAGCAGGACUGACCCCAAAGAAUUCCCUUCUGUUUGUAAAAGAAUUGGAGGGAGAAUGAGAUGUUUUCUGAACAAAAUUUAGUUGAUAGAGCAGUGAGGGGCAAAAAUAAAAUGGAGAGAAGUCACGGAUAGUGAGGGUAAGCAACACUUUUUCAGAAAGAGCUUUGCCCCUGUCGCAGGCAGCUGACAGGUCAAGGAUGAGGAUGGGAAACCGAUCUUAGGCCAGGAAGAGGUUAUUGCACAUUUGGCAAUUGUUGCAACGGAGUGGAAGGAACAAAAGUUAGAUUGGAGAGCACUGGUUGGAUGGAACUGGAAGACGGAAGUUCCAGGUAACUAGAUAUUUGGAAAUAACCAUUACCCCUUCUUCCAUUUAUGAAGCGAUCAAACUGUUUGUAUUUUGAAGGGGAGGAAACUGAAGAGUCAGAAGUUGAGGAGAAGGGACAAGGUGGGGAUGCUGGAAUGGGUGGAUUAGGGGAGGGGAGUAGAUAAAUCUUAAUUUAAUGGUGUAGGAAAGGAAGGGAGUUGGGAAAUCUACAGCUUAGGGGCUUUUUUAUUUAGAAAGUGAUGCUUUGUAGAGAGAGACAUAGUUUUGAAGUGGGGAGGGGGAAUCGGAAGGCAAAUAGCAAAACCACACUGUGUAUUGAGCAUCAUGCUCAUGCUGACAGAUUUAUGAGACUUGCAUUUAAGUUUUUCUGAGAUAAACACCAGGGAAAUUGGCUUCUGUAAUGAUGUGUAUAGACUUUCAGUUUUGGGGGAAGGUUUUGCUCACGUGUUAAACUAAAAAUGGCAUCUGGGAAAUGUAUGAUUAGUAUUGCCAUAGUUUUUAAUUAGAAUGUAAAUUUCUGUAUCUAAUUUUAGGAUGUCAGUUGUACUUGCAUAAGGCUUAACUUAAUGCUGACUUUCAGCAAACUUGCCAAGAAAUGCACAGUGUACACAGCUUCUGCAGUACAUGCACACCUGAUUUAUCUGCUGUAUGUUUCCACAUAUGACAUGACCCAGAUUCCCCCAUGCUAUUUCUACUAUUUCCUUCAUUUUAGCUGUUCUCUCAUUUAACUCCAUACCACCUGUAUAGUUGAGCUUGCUUUUGUUUCACCCUCUCCAAAGUAUAGAUUCUGAUCCUCCACCCUCCUGUUUUUCUCUCUGCAGCUGGAUUCCAGAUGGUAUACUGUCAAAACGUUUCUCUUCUGCAGUUUUUGAGCAGCAGCUGUUUAAGCCAUCAGUUAGAUCAGGAAUCCAUGCCUGAUUCGGGUCAGUUCAACGCAGCAUUGAGGGAAUGAGGAAGCCUUAACAAAUUUAUGAAGAAGCAUCUUUGCUGUAGAAGAGGAAGGUAAACACUUGCUUAGUGCAAGUUUGGCACCUGAUCAUUGUGACAUCGCACUGUAAAUAUCUACUGAAAGUUGGCUCAUCUUCCUUUGUUUGCUGCUGAUGACAGACAGUAGAGAUGGAAUCUAAUUUUUGGACUGGCCAUAAAAAUGAGGAUGAAGAAGAAUUCUUGCUUGCAAAUGUUGUGGCACUAAGGAGUCAGCUAAAGGAAACCGAGAGAAGUCUGCAAAAUCUAGGGGAAGAGCUUUCCAGUUCAAGUGAAGGUUCUCACUGCAUUUCCCAUUUCACUGAAAUUGUGGGACUGUCACUGGAAGAUCUUAUUCAACCUGAUUGCAGUGAAUAUCAAAAUUAUUCAGGUCGGAAGAGUGCUUGUAAAGUGUCCCACCAGGACAGGACUCCUCAAAGGAAAUCCAAAACCAAAUCUCACUCCGUGUCUGCUGCUUUUAAUAAAAGCAUGGAAAAGAAAAAGGAAAACGAACAUCUUAAAGAGAAGCUGAGUAUACUUCAUGAGCAAAAUUCAUCUCUUGUUUCUCAGAACUACUGCCUAAUGAAUAAAAUUGAAACUAUCAACUUGGAACUAGCUCAGUCAAAAACAAGAAUCUCUCUUCUUGAAUCAGCUUUAGGUACUCAUUCUGUCAAUAUUCCUUUGUUAGAAGAACAGAUUGUAAAUUUGGAAGCAGAAGUUACAGCUCAAGAUAAAGUUCUGAGAGAUGCAGAAAAUAAAUUAGAACACAGCCAGAGGAUGGUGGUGGAAAAAGAGCAUAUAUUGCAGAGGUUUAAAGAGGAAUGUAAAAAGUUGAAAAUGGAUUCAGUUGAACAGAGCAAGCAAAGAAAGAGAGCAGAACAGCAAAGAAAUGAAGCUUUGUUUAAUGCUGAAGAACUGACUAAAGCUUUUAAAAAAUACAGAGAGAAAAUAACUGAAAAACUAGAAAAGGUUCAGGCUGAAGAAGAAGUUUUAGAGAGAAAUUUAAUUAAUUGUGAAAAAGAGAGAGAAAAAUUGCAUGAAAAAUGUGUUGCUUAUAGAAAUGAACUUGAAAGCACAGAAGAACAAUUAAGACAAAUAAAAGAAGAGAAUCGCAGCACAAGAGAAGAAAUUAAGUGCCUAGAAGAAAAAAACACUGAAAUUGUGUCAUUGCUGACACAGUCUAAACAGAAGAUCCUUAAGCUUGAGAGUGAACUUACUGACAAGGAAGUAAUACUAAAAGAGAAAAAAUCCCUAAUAAGUGAAAAUGCAGAGCUAAAAGCACUUAUUGCACACCAGAACGAUCGCCUGAAGUUAUGUCACCAAGAAAUUGAAGAUUCAAGAGAAGAGCUGGGCACUUUGGAAAGUAUUAUUUCCCAGUUGUCAUUGAGUGCAUCUGAAGAGUUUAAAUUGCAUCACUCAAAAUGUCAGCUGCUCAGUUCCUCCACAAAAGAAGCUAACAACGCCUCUUGUUGUGAAUCAAAUAAAUCCCAGAUUGCAGACCUCAGAAUUAAAUUGGCAAUGAAAGAAGCAGAAAUUCAAAAGCUCCAGGCAAAUCUAACUGUCAGCAAAGUAGUUCAGCAUCUUUCUGAUGAUCAGGAAAAAGAAAAUGGCAGAUUACAUGGCCUAGAGACAGAACCUGUAAAACUGACUGGAAAUAGAUCAGAGGUGCAAAGAUGCCAACAGCUGGAGCUCAUCAGCAAACAAUUUGAAAAGGAGAAGCGAAGAUAUACUAGAGAGAUAGAAGAACUACAUGCUAAGCUGACAAAUGCAAAAGAACAGAAUUCUUCUUUAAAGACCAGCAUGUCCCAGAGAGCCAGUCAGUUUCAAAUCAUACAGGAAGAACUGCUAGAGAAGGCUGCAAAAACAAGUCACUUAGAGAGAGAAAUAACAAAAAAAUCCUCUCAGCUUUCUGCACUUGAAAAGCAGCUGGAAGAAAAGACAGUUGCUUUUUCUACUGCUGCUGCCAGAAAUGCUGAACUGGAACAGGAACUUAUGGAAAAGAAUGGUCAGAUUCGUAACAUGGAAACAAAUAUCAAUAAAGAACAUGAGCAUGUAACUAUUGCAUUUGAAAAAGCAAAGUUAAUUCAUCUUGAACAGCAUAAAGAAAUGGAGAAACAGAUUGAAAUACUUCAGACACAGCUGAAUAAGAAACAUGAGCAAUUUAAUGAGCAAGAGAAGAUAAUGUCCAUUUUACAACAAGAUAUUCUGUGUAAACAACAACACAUUGAAUCAUUGGAUCAGAUGCUGAUAGAAAGCAGAAAGGAAAUGGAAAAGCAAAAUAUCAAGAAAGAUGAAGCUUUGAAAACUUUGCAAAACCAAUUAACUGAGGAAAUGGUCAAAGGCAGACAACUUGAAUCAGCUCUAGACCUCUGUAAAGAAGAACUUGCAGUAUAUUUGAGUCGGUUAGAUGAAAAUAAGGACUCAUUUGAAAAACAGCUAAAGAAGAAGUCUGAAGAGGUGCAAAGGUUACAAAAAGAAAUAAAAUUAAAAAAUCAAAAUCUUCAGGACACAAGUGAACAAAACGUCCUCCUACAACAAACUUUGCAUCGGCAGCAGCAAAUGUUACAAGAAGAAACCAUUAGAAACGGAGAGCUAGAGGAUAGCCAACUUAAACUUGAAAAACAGGUAUCUAAGCUAGAGCAAGAACUUCAAAAACAGAGAGAAAAUUUAGAAGAAGAGUUGAGAAAAGCAGAAGGGAAACUCCACAUAUCUUCUCAGGAAGCAGAUUUAAAAAGACAGAAAGUCGCUGAACUUACUAGUACAAUCAGGCAGAUUAAAUUAGAGAUGGAUCAAUGCAAAGAUGAACUUAUUGAUAUGGAGAAAGAACUAAUACAAUUAAGAAGAGAUGGUGAAACAAAAACAAUGCAGCUAAAUCAGUUAGGAAUUACUUUGGAGCAGUUGCAGUCAGAAGUAAAUAAAAAAACAAACCAAGUGACUGAGUUAGAAGAUAAACUGCUUCAGAGUGAGGCUUGUCACAAGAAUGCCUUACAGAAAAUAGCAGAGCUGGAGACUGAGUUACAGAAUGCCCAUGGAGAGUUAAAAAUCACUUUGAGACAACUACAGGACCUGAGAGAGAUUCUUCAAAAUGCACAGUUAUCACUGGAGGAGAAGUAUGCUGCUAUCAAGGAUCUGACAGCUGAGCUUAGGCAGUGCAAAGGUGAAAUUGCGGAUAAAAAGCAAGAACUUCUUGACAUGGACCAGGCACUGAAAGAAAGGAACUGGGAACUGAAACAAAGAGCAGCUCAGGUUACACAGUUAGAUAUGACUAUUCGUGAACACAGGGGAGAAAUGGAGCAGAAAAUAAUCAGAUUAGAAGGCAGUUUGGAGAAAUCUGAAUUAGAAAUUAAGGAGUGCAACAAACAGAUUGAGAGUUUAGAUACCAAACUACAACAUUCUAGAGAUGAGCUUCGUGAAAAAGAGUUUGAACUGCUGCAGAGAGAUCAAGAAAUAAAUCAACUGAAAAAAGAAAUUGAAAGAAAACAACACAGACUCACAGGUAUUGAAAAGACAGUGAAAAACCAGGAGAAGUGCAUUGCAGAUCAGUACAAGGAAGCACUAGAUUUAGGUCAACAAUUAAGGCUAGAACGAGAACAGAUGCAGCACAUUCACUUGGAUCUGCUGGAGACUCGCAGGCUGCUGGUUCAAGCUCAAAGAGAAACAGACAGACUUUCGCAUGAACUGGAAGAAGUGAACCAUCUUUCUCAAGAAAAGGAAGCUCGUGCAAACUGUUUGGCAGAAGAACUAGGUGCUGCUCAAGCGCAUGAAGCCCAGUUACAAGCAAGAAUGCAAGCAGAAAUAAAAAGGCUUUCAGCAGAAAUAGACUCAUUAAAAGAGGCUUAUGAGCUGGAGAAGCUUGCUCAUCAAACAGACCAGGAAAAGUGGUAUGUAUCUAUAGACACCCAGAAAUCUGGCUCUCAGCAUCUAAGUGGGCAGUUGCAGCAGCUGAAGCUGGAGUUAGAAGAGGCUCAAGACACUGUCAAUAAUCUGCAGCAGCAGCUUCAGGCCAGAGAUGAAAUAGUUCGUGCUGCAAAUGAAGCACUACUUGUGAAGGAAUCUCAAGUAACAAGAUUACAAACCAGAAUUGCUGGGCAUGAACGAACAGAAGGUAUCAAGCAGCUACCAAUACCGCUUGUAUUAUCAACUCAUGCAUUGUUCAGUAAUCAAGAACAGGAUUCUUCCAGAUAUUCUCAUGCUUCAUAUUUUAAACAGAGAAAACUACGUCGAUCUAUAAGUGCUAGUGACUUAAGUGUUAAAGACAGCGAUUCACUAGAUCUGUCAAAAAGCACAUUAGAUGAUUUCAAACAAAUACUGAUGUUACAGUCUUCAGCGAUUCAAGACGGUCAAAAGGAUUUUUUUCAUACAACAAAUAGGUUGAAUGAAUCCUCAUUUGAUCCCCUGACAUUUGCUUUAGAUGAAGAUAUGGCUUCUGACUGUAAUGACUUCCAAACUCUUAGUGGAAUGCUAAAAUAUAUCAACAAAGAAAUGAGGAAAUCUGAAAAUGCUUCUACACAUGUAUCGCUCAAUGCAAACUCAAAGGAAAAUCAAGCAUGUGCUUCUGUGGUAGGGGACAAAGAUUAAGAAGAAAAGAUACCAUCAGUCUGACAAGCAAUAAAGUCAAAAGUGGAAUUAUUUCCAACACAACAUAGAAUUUAAAGAGGAAGUGUUAAUAUAGUAAUGUGUAUAUAUUUUAAUGUAUUUAUGUUGGCUGUAAAUUGCAACCUUUUUAUUUUUCUAAAUUUAUUAUUAUUGUUUUGAAAUAAUUUGUAUAGUAAUUCUGUUUUGGAAAUAAACUUAUUUUUUAAGGUUUUGUUGAGUUCUGGGGAUAAAUAUAAAUUGUCCAGACUUACUACAGCUUUCUAAUUAGUUGCCUUACUCUUUUUAUAUCUAAUUUCUACCUAAAAGUGCUAUUAGGUAUUUAAAAACUUUAUUUUCUUUAUACAGUAAAUGAACUGUCAUUAGUAAGAAUUUUUUUUCCACUGAGCUGACAAAUACCAAGGGGUUCUCAACCCCUGGCCUGUGAGCCAGAUCCAGACACUGGGCCAUGUCAUCUGGCUCACAGGGCUCACCACAGGUCCAUGGGGAGCCCCAUGGCCAUAGCUCUGUGUGUAUGAUCUGGUGCACAGGGCCCAAUCCUGGCACUCAGGUUGGAGCAGGGCCCCAAACUUCAAUCCUGGUAUGUGGGCAUGGCGCAGGGUCUGAGUUGGCCUGCAGAUUGACCACAUGCUAUUCGUCUGCCUGGGUGGCCAAAACCUAGAACACUACUGCUUUAGGCUUGAUCAUAAUGUUCAGUUAUGAUCAUAAACAUCACUAUUACAAAUCUUGCUACCACAAAUAGUUUCAUUUACAGUUUACUUCAGAAUAAGUGCUAAGGAGAAUUCUGCAGUAACGGGCCAUUUUUAUGGUCUAAUUCUGUGGUAAAGAGAAGAUGUGCCCUCAGUGAAAACAGGGUAACCCACUAUGGCUUAGCUUCCAUUAGUAAAUGACAGGGUAAGAGUGUGUACGUUUGGGCUUUUACCAUGACCUACUGACACAGUCAAGCCCUGGUUCUUUUUACUUCCACGAUAAGUUAUUUACUUCCAUACUCUUGGAACUUGGUCAUUCUCUAGCUGAAGCCCAUGAAAAAGCUUCCAUUACUUUCAGUAAAAACAAGUAUGUAUCUCAUUUUUAUAAACUGUAAUAAAAUAAAUUGUUUUUUGCUGCUGCUGCUUCUUUUUAAUAUCACACAACUCAAGUCACGGACAUACUUUUUAGCCAAUUUAAAAGGGGGAGGAGAGCUGCUAUUCUGGAGCAUGCAACAGCUGUUAUAAUGCAACUGUUAUGUCUGCAUGAUCCUGUAGCAAUACAAAUUAGCUAAAUCAAGGGCAUCAAGGAUAGGGCCUAUGGAGCCCCCAUCAUUCAGUCCCAGACCUGGGAUGGGUCCUCAAGUGGUGCUCACCUGGCAGGUCCUGGACAUGUGCCACACAUAGUUCCUACUCUGGAGUCCACUGUGCACACAGCAUCAACGCAAGGCCAGUCUGGGUUGUCCCCGCUCUUCUCCCCCACCCACCCCUUACGUGCUGAAUUUGAUGCCUAUUUUGGCUGGUCCAGGAUGUGAUCUGAGUGUGGCAUCCUCUCUGGCGGGUCUGGGGUGGGGGGGUCCAACAUUGCAAAUGGCACCAUCUGGCUGGAGCAGAGUGCAGCACAGUCCCAGAGUAGCCAGAAUGGGCCCUGGAUC
Alligator sinensis (Chinese alligator) is the source of this 8701-nucleotide messenger RNA. RefSeq names its product coiled-coil domain containing 18 (gene CCDC18). The record is from RefSeq and is a predicted model, not a curated record. The transcript has 31 exons. Lineage: Eukaryota; Metazoa; Chordata; Crocodylia; Alligatoridae. Bases 2641 to 7065 code for a protein of 1474 amino acids.